Messenger RNA from Rhea pennata, 2970 nucleotides. It is a transcript of the gene TOGARAM2, whose product is annotated as TOG array regulator of axonemal microtubules 2. The record is from RefSeq and is a predicted model, not a curated record. Gene Ontology annotation, molecular function: microtubule binding. Gene Ontology annotation, cellular component: cilium; cytoplasmic microtubule. Bases 1 to 2970 code for a protein of 989 amino acids. The transcript is spliced from 19 exons. Lineage: Eukaryota; Metazoa; Chordata; Aves; Rheiformes; Rheidae. Gene Ontology annotation, biological process: microtubule cytoskeleton organization.
AUGGCGACACAUGAUGAUUUUGCAGCAGCUAAGUGCCGUGCCCCCGUUGCUGUCUACUGUGGGAGCAUCCCCGAAGUCAAAGCCAGACGCCGAGCGCUACGGGGAGGAAGCAUCGAUUCCAACUUGCAGCUUUGUGGUAGCAGAUGGACCACAGCAGACGAAGGUGAGGGCGGAAAGGGGGCCAUUUCUCCUCUGGAGGGCCAAGACAGCAAGAGUAGCCUGCAAAAUCUUGACACCAGGGCCAGAGGUGACCUCUCGCAGCUUCCUAGCCCAGCCUUGAAACAGGAACCCAGAGAAAGGGAGGUGAGCAGCGCCGCCAUGGAAACUGCUCAGAUCAAGGACAAGCUGAAGAAGAGAAGGAUGUCUGAGGGCCUGUUAGUGCUGCAGAGAGGCCUCUUGGACAGCAGUGACCCUGUGGGGCUUGCCUUGAAGCCAGCCGUUUCCAGGUCAGCUUCCCAGAGGCUCCUGGUAAUGUCCAAGCCCAUGCCACCCAUCCAGCACGGCCCUCUGUCCUCUGAGACUGGCGAGGUGAGCAACGGAGAGCCUAAGGACUGUGAGAACAGCACAGAUGGCGGAGGCAACGACAAGAGCCACGAGGGGUUGAUGUUAGAGGCUCGCCUGCAGCCCUGGCGUUGCAGCGAGGAGGAGGAGAUGAGGAAGCUGCGAGGGGUGGCUGUGGUCCCCCCCAUCACCAAGGUGGUGAGCACACCAGAUGGAGACCCUGGCAGUGCUGCGGGGCCUCCCGUGGACUGUCCACAGCCACUUCCGCAAGAGCCGCUGCAGGAGAGGCCAAGAUCAGGCAGCAGAGCUGAGGAGAGGACCCUUAAGCCUCUGGAGCUCAGGACGCUGGAACCUGUCCUACCUGUUCCCCACCAUCGCAUCGCUGGGGGUGUGAAGUCUGCUGGCCACUUGUCUGAAUCUCUGUUGCCAUGCACCAGCCUCCCCGUCAGCUGGGCCGUGGGGACGGACCAUCUAGCGAGCCCUCGCCUCCUGAGGGAUGACGACUGGAAGGAGAGCAACGGACGGAUCCAUGUUACCAUAUCCAAGUCAGCUCAGGAGAAAAUGCGCCAGAAGCAAAUGAGAGAGAUGGAGCUUUUGCGUAGAGAGAGAGAGAGAGAGAGAAAAAAGGAGAAGCCCUUGCAGCUCCAUAUGCAGAGUGCUGACCCUGCAGGUGCUGAUGAAGAAGGCUUUGGCCCGCUGCACGUCAACGGGACGGUGUCCGUUUCGUCCAGCACGAGCAAUGCGGGCAGAGCUGGUGUUGGCACCUCACUGAAGAAGCGGGUCAACAGGCCAUCCCUGCCCAGCAUCCCCACCAUCAGCAGGGACGGCGGCUUCCCGCGCCAUGCCUCAGCGAACUCGCUGCCAGCCAUCGCCCUGGGCUGCCCGGAGUGGGGAGAGGAGCCCGAAGAUGGGGAUGCAGCGAGACCCUUCUUGGAGCCGGAGCAGGGGCUGGGCGACGCGCUCGCCUGGCUCGGCAGCAGCGACUGGCAGCUGAAAGGGAAAGGGCUCUUCAGCAUUAGACGCCUGGCUAUCUGCCACUCAGAAAUCCUUCUUUGCAGACUUCAUGACGUUUCUCUGGCAGUUACCAAAGAGGUGAACAACCUCCGCUCGAAGGUGUCUCGAUUUGCAAUUGGUACUCUUGGAGAGCUCUUCAGGACCAUGAAGAAGCACAUGGACCAGGAGGUGGAGGAGACCGCUCGGGCCUUGCUCCAGAAGGCAGGGGACUCCAGUGAAUUCAUUCAGAAAGCAGCUGAUCGAUCCCUUGGGAUCAUGGUGGGGAGCGUGACUCCCACACGGGCAAUGGCUGCUCUCAUGGCUGGUGGGGUCAAUCACCGAAACGCCCUUGUCCGGAGAUGCGCUGCUGAACACUUGCUGACCGUAACGGAGCAGAUUGGAGCCGACAGGCUGCUGUCGGGCUCCCGCGAGAGCACCGAGCUGCUGGUGCAGGCGCUGGUGAAGCUUGCCCAGGACUGCAACCAGGACACGAGGUUCUAUGGACGGAAGAUGCUGAACAUACUGAUGAAUCAUCCGAAAUUUGAUGUGUAUUUGAAACAGUCUCUCCCGUCACAUGACUUGCGAGAUAUUAUGGCAACGAUUAAGCAGAAAGGGAUAGAAGACCAUAUAUCUGAACCUCCAUCUGCCAAAGGCCGCAGGGAAUCUAGGAACAGCAGUUUGACGACAUCCCAGGACACCUUGCCUUCUGAUGAAGGGUCCAGCUCUGACGUCCUUGCCUUACCCCGUCAGAUAGCCCGGCGUACGUCACUUCGCACUGUGGAAGAGAUUGAACAACUCAAAGAGCUUAACAAACUCUUGACAGCAAAGGAGUUUCAGACACGAAUGGAAGGAGUUGUGCUCCUCCUAGAUCACUGCAAAAACAACCCCCAGCUCAUCUUGGCAAACAUUGUCCAGAUUUUUGAUGUUUUUGUCCUGAGACUUCAGGAUUCCAACAAGAAAGUGAACCAGCAGGCGCUUGAGUCCCUUGAUGCCAUGAUCCCCCUCCUUGGGGAUGGCUUGCACCCGGUGCUGGUCCCUGUAGUAGCAGCAGUCACCGACAACCUGAACUCUAAGAAUGCAGGGAUUUAUGCAGCAGCUGUGAAGGUGCUGGAUGCAUCCAUUGCACACCUGGAUAAUGUAUUACUGCUGCAAGCAUUUGCCAACCGAGUGCGUUUCCUCAGUGGCCGAGCCAUGCAGGAUGUCACCGACCGGCUGUCAGUGCUGGUGGCGUCCGUGUCGCGGCGGAGGCGGCCGGCGGUCGAGCGCUACGCCCUGCCCGUCCUCUGGCACCUCCUGGGCGGCAUGAUCGGCAACGGGGUCCUGCCCGGCCGCGGCGGGAACGUCCGCAGCGCCGUCGCCCGGCUGGCCGGCAGCCUGCACGCCGAGAUGGGCGCCGGCCUGGCCGAGCGCGCCGCCGGGCAGCCCCCGCACGUGGCCAAAAGCCUCCGCGACGUCUUGGAGCUGCAUCUCCGGUGA